CCGGGGUCGGCGCGCAGGCCCCGCCCGAGCUCCCGCCGCCCCCGGAGGGCCAGCUCGGCGGAGGGUCCUGACCCCGCCCCUCUCGGAGCCCCUCGGCCGCAGGAGCGCCCCUCUCCAAGGGCAGCCGUCCCGGGGUGUCCCGCCCUCCCUGUGCUCGGGGACCCUGCCUGUGACAUGGGGGCUGGCGCCGGUAGCCUGGCGAGGAGGCCCUGACAGCCUGGUCUGCUGGGCCCGGGGCAGGCGGGACAUCGAGGGGCCGGGGCCGGGGAAGGGGCCGUGGUCGCACAGGAUGGCGCAGGGGGAGGACAGGAGCCUGCCCGAGGUGCGGGCGCGGGUCGGGGCCUUGCACGGCAUCACCGACCUGGCCCGCAAGCUCCACUUCUACGACUGCUGGGCUCCAGACUACGACCAGGAUGUGGCUGCUCUGCAGUACCGCGCCCCACGCCUCGCAGUGGACUGCCUCACCCAAGCAUCUCCAGGCCUGCCCCACACCGCCCUGAUCCUGGAUGUGGCUUGUGGCACCGGUCUAGUGGCUGCUGAGCUGCAGGCUCAGGGCGUCCUCCAGCUGCAUGGGGUGGACGGGAGCCCAGAGAUGCUGGAACAGGCUCGGGCUCGCGGCCUCUACCAGCGCCUCAGUCUCUGCACCCUGGGCCAGGAGCCCCUGCCCAGCCCUGAAGGGACUUUUGAUGCAGUGCUAAUGGUGGGUGCCCUCAGCGACGGCCAGGUGCCCUACAGUGCAGUACCUGAGCUCCUACGUGUCACCAAGCCAGGUGGGCUGGUGUGUCUGACCACCAGGACCAACCCUUCCAACUUUCAGUUUAAGGAGGCACUGGAGGCCACCCUGGACCAGCUGGAGCAGGCUGGGGCAUGGGAAUGCCUAGUGGCCUGGCCGUGGACCGGUGGGAGCUGGCCACCUCUGAGCUCGAGGUGGUGCCCAGCACCUCUGCCAAUGACGGCUUCAUCUCCGGCAUCGUCUACCUAUACCGAAAGCAGAAGGUGGCCCAGGCCAAGGGGGUGAGGCCCAGCCCCCAGCCCCUCCUGGACCUCUGACCCUUGGUGUCAGGCCUGUCUUCGGGGCCUGCCCUGCUUCACCUGUAAAAUGUUGCCAGCUCUUCCUGCUCCUCAUGAAUGCUCUGGCUAUUAAAUGAGCCCCCAGGAGGGAGGAAAAGACUGAUGACUCUGUUACUCUUGUCCCAGGAAGGAGUGGCAAGCCGGGCACACUCACAGAUGUGACUUUAAAACUCCUCCCAGGGUGGUGGGCACAUUACCUCUAACUCACAGAUGAGGACACUGAGCCUGGGCAGCGUGGGGACAUGCACACACUAACACGGGCAGAGGAGGGUCAAGUCCAGGGCCGGGUGACUACUGAGACCCAGGUCCUGUCCCAGACAACCCCAGGGCCCAGCUGUAGGUCAGGCGUAGGUCAAACAUUUCCACACGUCCCAGACUUGGCUUCAUCAUCUGGAAAGUGAGGCUGGACUGCGUGGGAGCAGGUGAAAGGGCUUGGUGACCAUCAGGAGAGGGGACGGGACAGGACAGGACUAAGGAGGAGUCCUGCAUCUGGGAGCUGUGGGACGGCGUCAUGGGGAGAGGCGUGAAGCUGGGCCUUCAGGACAAGCAGGAGUCAGAAGGCUAGAGAAAGAAAAAAGACAUUGCAGGCCCAGGGCAAGGACAGCCUGGGUGGGACCUGUAGGGUGACCCAGAAAGGGAGGGCGAACCAGCCUGGCUGCCCAGACAAAGAUGGGUGAGGAGGAAGAGAGGGCCACAGCCUGUGUGUCUCCAUCUGUCCUCCCCUGGGGUCGUCUGGCGCCUCACCAAGUCCUGGGCAAACACUUGGGUUUCCUGCACACGGAGUUUACCCUACAAAUAAUAAAGCGCUUGAACAAGGUGACUGCAGAGAUCGGGACCAGUUCCGAUUUUUCCUAAUGCCAUAAAAACCAAUUUUUUAAGUGCUCAAGUCGUGGCCACAAGACAAUGGUUGUGCCUCUCACUGGCCCCUGCCCUUCCCCAGGCUCUAGCCCUCCUCCCGCCCACCUCCACCACUGAAAUCAGAGACAACAAAUACCCGAGU
Molecule: messenger RNA, 2071 nt
Organism: Loxodonta africana (African savanna elephant)
Lineage: Eukaryota; Metazoa; Chordata; Mammalia; Proboscidea; Elephantidae
Gene: METTL27
Product: methyltransferase like 27
Molecular function (GO): S-adenosylmethionine-dependent methyltransferase activity
Source: RefSeq, a predicted model, not a curated record